AUGCUGGAGGUACUGACUGGCCUGAACCCGUCGGCGGCGGAUGCGAAGGCGCCCGGCGGCAUCGCCUUCCCGGUGGAGGAGCGCCUGGCACCGCAGCAGCCAGGUGCCAUCGACCGGUGCUGCCGCGCGCUGGAUGCCUGCGCCUCCUGGCCUGCGCAGCUCGGUGCCGAGUUCGGCACCCUGGCGCUCCGGGCCGUGCACGCCCACGACGAGCGCAGCCGCCCCGUCUUCGUGGAGGUCGUGCGCUCGCUGCGGAGCAUGGCGGCGCGGAACCCGCCCGGCGCGGCGGCGGCGCCCCUGCAGACGGCGCAGCGGGGGCCCGCGGCACAGGCGCUGGCGGCGGGCCCGGCGCCCCCGGCCUCGCCCCAGCAGCCGCAGCGCUGCCUGGUGCGGUCGCCGGCGCAGUCGCCCGGCGGAGGGGCGCCGUCUCCGGCGGGCGCCCAGGAGGCGCCCGUGGCCCCCGCGACGCCAGUGCGGCCCGCCGUCGCCAACGGCCCCACGGAGGCCCUCGACCCCGAUUUCUUCCUGGAGCUCGUGGCGGCCCACGGCCAGGCCGCGGAGGCCGUGUCGCCGCUGCUGCGCCAGCUGCCCCUGGCCGCGGCGGCCGGCUGCCUGCCCGGGCCCGACGGCAAGGUGACGCAGCAGAUCGGCCGCCACCACCAGGCAGAAUUCUUCGAGGCCUGGCUCCCCGACGUGUCCUCGCGCAGCUGCGUGUCGCGGAAGGCCAUCGAGGUGUCCUGGGCCCCGGGCGCCGACGAGGCUUGGCUCACGGCCUGUGGCACGAACCCCGUCUCGGUCGACGGCAAGGUCGUCCAGAAGGGGGCCGGGGCGGCGCUCCGGCCUGGCUCCGACAUCAUCUUCUCGUACGAGCUGAAGGUGCUCCUCCGGCUGCGCUUCGUCGCCUGCGGCCCGGUCGUCACCGAGGCUCCCGCCGUGGCGGCGGCGCAGCGCGGCUGCCAGGAGGUGGACGCAGAGGGCAGGUGGUCCGCCUGCAGGAGCCUCCAGCUCUCCGGUGAGGACCUGCAGGAGAUGCUCUCCUCCCGGAUGGUUGUGCUGGAGGGUUCAGUGAAUGACGCCAUCAACAGGCUGAACGCCGGGCUCGUUCCCGAUCCCGGCGCCUACUGCGCGGUGUACUCGGCGACGAAAUCGGCGUACUACCUGCUCUACCAGGCGGGCAUGAAGGACAGGGCCUUCGCCUGCUUGGGCGUCGCGGGCGGCGAG
Molecule: messenger RNA, 1221 nt
Organism: Prorocentrum cordatum
Lineage: Eukaryota; Dinophyceae; Prorocentrales; Prorocentraceae
Source: the annotation of a GenBank genome assembly